Messenger RNA from Chaetomium globosum CBS 148.51, 1701 nucleotides. RefSeq lists its product as uncharacterized. The transcript is spliced from 6 exons. Bases 1 to 1701 code for a protein of 566 amino acids. Gene Ontology annotation, cellular component: membrane. Gene Ontology annotation, biological process: transmembrane transport; carbohydrate transport. The record is from RefSeq and is a predicted model, not a curated record. Gene Ontology annotation, molecular function: carbohydrate:proton symporter activity. NCBI's taxonomy places the organism in Eukaryota, Fungi, Ascomycota, Sordariomycetes, Sordariales, Chaetomiaceae.
AUGGGCGCCGGAGGUGACGCCGGCGGCGGCUUCUACGAUGCCGCGCUGCACAAGCGUCAGGCCAUGAUGGGCAAGAGUGGCCCAGGGGCACUCUGGAAGAACUUCCGUGUCUUUCGCAUUGCCGCCUUCGCUUGCAUUGGUGGCGUGUUGUACGGUUACAACCAGGGCAUGUUCUCGGGUGUCCUGGCCAUGCCGGCCUUCGGAAGGCACAUGGGCGACUACAUCGAGAACCAGACCAAGAAGGGGUGGCUGACGGCUAUUCUGGAACUCGGCGCCUGGCUCGGAACACUUCUCUCGGGUUUCAUUGCUGAGGUGCUGUCGCGAAAGUACGGUGUGCUCGUGGCCUGCUCCGUGUUCAUCAUCGGUGUCAUCGUUCAGGCUACCGCAGUUACUGUCGGACCCAAUGCUAUUCUAGCUGGGCGAUUUGUCACUGGUAUGGGUGUCGGAAGUCUUGCCAUGAUCAUCCCUAUCUACAACUCCGAGGUUGCGCCCCCCGAGGUGCGCGGAGCUCUGGUGGCAACGCAACAGCUGGCCAUUUGCUUUGGCAUCAUGGUCAGCUUUUGGAUUGACUACGGUACCAACCACAUCGGCGGCACCGGAGACGGACAAACCGACGCAGCAUGGCUUCUUCCGACUUGCUUGCAGCUCGCACCCGCCCUCCUCCUUCUCGUUGGCAUGAUCUUCAUGCCCUUCUCCCCCCGUUGGCUGAUCCACCACGGCCGCGAAGAGGAAGCGCGCAAGGUUCUCGCCGACCUCCGCGGCCUGGACGCUGAUCACGAGCUCCUCGAGAUCGAGUUCCUCGAGAUCAAGGCCCAGUCGCUGUUCGAGAAGCGCUCCAUCGCCGAGAUGUUCCCCGAGCUCCGUGAGCAGACCGCCUGGAACACCUUCAAGCUGCAGUUUGUCUCCAUCCGGAAGCUCUUCCAGACCAAGGCCAUGUUUAAGCGCGUCAUUGUCGCGUCUGUUACUAUGUUCUUCCAGCAGUGGACGGGUAUCAACGCUGUUCUGUACUACGCCCCCUUUAUCUUCGAGCAGCUCGGCCUCGACCUCAACACCACCUCGCUCCUCGCCACCGGCGUCGUCGGCAUUGUCAUGUUCGUCGCCACCAUCCCCUCCGUCCUCUGGAUCGACCGCGUCGGCCGCAAACCCGUCCUGACCAUCGGCGCCAUCGGCAUGGCCACCUGCCACAUCAUCAUCGCAAUCCUCGUCGCCAAAAACAUCGACAACUGGGCCCAUCAACAGGCGGCCGGCUGGGCGGCCGUGUGCAUGGUGUGGCUGUUCGUGAUCCACUUCGGAUACUCGUGGGGUCCCUGUGCGUGGAUCAUCGUGGCCGAGAUCUGGCCGCUCAGCACGCGCCCCUAUGGUGUCGCCCUCGGCGCGUCUAGCAACUGGAUGAACAACUUCAUCGUCGGCCAGGUCACCCCGGACAUGCUCAAGGGCAUCCCCUACGGCACCUACAUUAUCUUUGGCCUGCUGACCUACCUGGGCGCCGCCUUCAUCUGGUUCAUCGUGCCUGAGACGAAGCGCCUGACGCUCGAGGAGAUGGACGUCGUCUUCGGCUCCGAGGGCACGGCGGCUGCCGAUUUCGAGCGCAUGGAGGAGAUCAACAACGAGAUCGGCCUCAACCAGAUCCUGCGCGGCGACGCCGGCGUGACUGUCGUGUCGGGCUCGGACGCCGAGAAGACCAAGCUUGAGCAGGCCUAG